This is a messenger RNA of Colletotrichum higginsianum IMI 349063, 360 nucleotides long. RefSeq names its product 30S ribosomal protein S13p/S18e. Gene Ontology annotation, molecular function: RNA binding; structural constituent of ribosome. Gene Ontology annotation, biological process: translation. The coding region runs from base 1 to 360 and encodes 119 amino acids. The record is from RefSeq and is a predicted model, not a curated record. The transcript is spliced from 3 exons. Lineage: Eukaryota; Fungi; Ascomycota; Sordariomycetes; Glomerellales; Glomerellaceae. Gene Ontology annotation, cellular component: mitochondrion; ribosome; small ribosomal subunit.
AUGGUUUUCAUCCUUGGAGUCAACUUUUCCGAGCAGAAGCUCGUGAAGAAGGCACUCGAGUCUUUCUUUGCCCUCGGACCGACCACAUCGCACCGCAUCUUGGCCAAAUACUCGAUCUCCCCAAUGGUCAAGGUCGGCGCCCUACCCCCUAAGACCGUCACAGCCCUGACGGCAGAGCUCUCGACGAUGACGAUAGAGAACGACGCGCGAAAAAUAAUACGUCAGAACGUCAUGAGACUAAAGGACAUGGGAAGUUACCGGGGGAGACGACACGCCAUGAACCUUCCUGUUAGAGGACAACGGACAAGAACCCAGAUCGAGACGGCGAAGAAGCUCAACCGUGCCGAAAGGAAAUGGUGA